Messenger RNA from Prunus armeniaca (apricot), 1290 nucleotides. NCBI's taxonomy places the organism in Eukaryota, Viridiplantae, Streptophyta, Magnoliopsida, Rosales, Rosaceae. The record is from the annotation of a GenBank genome assembly.
AUGCCUGUAGUGCAGAAGAGACGCAACUUCACCCCCGAGCGGGUUGCCAUCAUUGAAGUCGAGAUCGACAAGCUUCUAGUUGCCGAUUUCAUUGAAGAAGUCUCCUACGCAGAAUGGUUGGCGAACGUUGUUCUAGUAGCAAAGAAAGAUAAACGCCUGUGGAGAGUAUGCGUCGACUACACCGACCUCAACAAGGCAUGCCCUAAAGACAACUUUUCACUGCCAAGAAUUAAUCAGCUCGUCGAUUCAACUUCCGGCAAUCAAUUGCUAAGCUUCAUGGACGCCUACUCCGGCUACAACCAAAUCAUGAUGCAUAAAGACAACAAGGCAAAGACCUCCUUCAUCAUCGAAAGAGGUACAUAUUGCUACAAAGUCAUGCCCUUUGGGCUGAAGAACGCCGAAGCAACCUACCAAAGUCUGGUGAACAAAAUUUUUAAGGAGCAAAUCGGCAAAACUAUGGAGGUCUACGUAGACGACAUGCUAGUUAAAGCCCCCGAGCGAGCAGACCACAUCAAGAACCAUGUCGAGGCAUUCAGCCUACUCCGAAAAUACAACAUGAAGUUGAACCCGAGCAAAUGCACAUUUGGAGUCUCGUCUGGCCAAUUCCUUGGAUACUUAGUCACCCAAAGAGGAAUUGAGGCACAUCCAAAUCAAAUCAAGGCUAUACUCGACAUGAAGCCAAAACAAAUAAGAUACAAAUGUAGGCCAUUCUUCAAAGCCUUGAAGAAAGGACACAAAGACAAGUGGGAUGACGAGUGUGAAGUAGCUUUUCAAAAUUGGAAAACCUACCUCACUUCACCUCCCUUACUCUCAAAAUCGAUACCAGGCGAAAACUUGUACAUCUACUUGGCGGUGUCCGACUCAGCUGUCAGCUCAGCUCUCAUCCGAGAAGAGCUGGGGGCACAACAUCCAGUAUUCUACACUUCAAAAGCUCUCCUCGAUACAAAGACUCGCUAUCCAAAAAUGGAGAAGCUCAUUUUUUCGCUUGUGAUUUUUGCGAGAAAACUAAAGCCUUACUAUCAAGCACACCGGAUAAUUAUUAUGAUAGAAUUUCCUUUGAGAUCGAUCCUCCACAGCCCCGACGCUUCUCAGCGACUCAUGAAAUGGGCUAUCGAACUCAGUCAAUACAACCUCCUCUACCGGUCGAAGACUGAUAUAAAAUCCCAAGCUUUAGCAGAUUUUGUUGUAGAGUUUACUCCAACAGCCAAUGAAGAGAAUAUGGUCAUGAAAAGCAAUGAAAAAGCAGACAACACCUCCCCCACUGAUUCGAACCUACCUAACGACAUGUGA